ACAGCAUAUAGGGACAUCUCCCCUGCGGAUAACAGGCUCAACAAAUCAGUUUGGUAGCUGUCUUGUGUGUCUCAUUCAUGUAUGUUAUGUUGGGAAGGUGCAGACGAAGGUUUUGGGUACUGUUGGUUAGUCGGGCGUUUUGUGUGUCGCACCCUGUUCUUAGUUGUAGGACAUGCAAUCUCCAUCAGUGAACAAACGUAUUUUCAGUUUGGUAUGCAUAUACAUGAGGGCGAAGGUCGAGGACUUCAGGGCCGGCGAGAAGUGGGCAAAGAACUUCGUGAAGCGCAACAACAUCCACAGCGUGCGACUUCAUGGCGAGGCUGGUAGCGUCAACAUGGCGGCUAUCAAGGAGGGCAUGGACGAAGUCAGGGCCCUUUGCGCGAAGUACCCGGCUAGGUUCAUCUUCAACGUCGACGAGACAGGCCUCCAGUGGAAGCUCCUGCCCAGGCGCACGUACCUUUCCACCUCGGAGGAUCGGAAGACGGCGCGGGGUUCAAAGAGCAUGUACUUCAAGGACCGACUGUCUGCCUUCAUGUGCUGCAACGCCGACGGCACUGCGAAGGUUGACAUGGCCAUCAUCGGGAGGGCAAAGGAACCCCGCUGCUUCAAGAGCGCGCCUUCACCUCUCAAGUACUACUCGCAAACCAACGCGUGGUCCGACUCUGCGACGUUCCUCAAGUGGUGGCUUCAAGUCUUCCUCCCGUUCGUUCGGCGCUUCACUCACGAACCUGUGCUGCUGCUGAUGGACGGCUGUGCCUCUCACGGUGAUCUCGUGGAUGACCGGGGGCAAGUGACCGUCAAGUUCUACCCUCCGAAGUGCACCUCCGUACACCAGCCCAUGGAUCUGGGGAUCAUUGCCAAGACGAAAGUGGUCUUCAGGAAGGAGUUGCUCGACGUGAAGACAUCAACUAUGUUGGUGGCUGACACACUUCGCGCCCAGGCGAAAGCCCGCAAGAUGAAGGCCGGGACAAUGGGGCUGGCGCAAGGGCACCAACCUCAUCUGCGGGACGCCGCAGAACUUCUCAAGAAAGCAUGGGCCAGCAUCACCGCCCAGGAUAUCGCCAGGUGCUUUGUCAAGGCCGACACGCUUCCGUCAGAGAUGGCGGCUGAGCUCACCACACAACACGGAAAGACCCGGUUCAGCAUCGCCGAGCCUGACCUGAAGGCUCUCACGGAGACCGUCAACAAGUUGAGCACGAGCGUCGGCGAAGCGCAAAAGCAAGGAGCCGGCAUCGUAGACGAGGAAAUCAGCGAGCUCUUCGCAGAACUCGACAUCGAACCCGGAAAGCCGGUCGAGGAAGAAGCGGUGAGCGCGAUUCGGGGGUGGGCUACCAUCGAGGACGACGAGGAGGUGACGGAGGCUCUUCGACUGGACGCAGCGGACGAAAUGGCGGAACUGCUGGCUGGAAUGCAAGUGACUACCGGCGGUGAUGAGGAGGACGAAGUGGAGGGCAGUGACGAUGACAACUCGGGGCCCGAGCGCCGUGCUCCACCCGAUUAUACUGAGCUGUCGCCUCACUUCAGCGUCCUGGAAGCGGCAGCAGAUGAGAGUGGCAACGCAGACGCGGCGUUCUUCCUAACGAAAGCGAAGAUGGCGAUGAUUGCAGCGCAUUCCGCUAGGCGGGUGCGCCAGGCAGACAUGAGAGAGUUUGUUGCUGGUACAGAGUAA
Messenger RNA from Ectocarpus sp. CCAP 1310/34, 1669 nucleotides. The record is from the annotation of a GenBank genome assembly. NCBI's taxonomy places the organism in Eukaryota, Phaeophyceae, Ectocarpales, Ectocarpaceae.